GGCGGGGGGUCCAAGGUCCACUGCUGCCCUAUUUUCCCUGUUUGUCCUUUGCAGACCCUCCUGAGUGAAUGUGUCGCUCCUCACAUGGAUGACCUGGGCACCGUCUCUGCGUCUGCCCCAGCCCCUGCCGCCUACCUGUGCAAGAUGUUCAGAUCGGUGGAGGAGGGCCUGACAUAUCGUUUCCACGCGGCGUGGGACGAGGUGCUGCGGGUGCUGGAGGUCUUCUUUGAGACGUGUGGGAAGCAGUGCCACCCCAUCAUGAGGAAGUGUCUCCGGUCCCUGUGUGACCUACGUCUCUCCCCACACUUCCCCUACACCGCUGAAGUGGACCAGGCAGUGGGGGCUGCUGUGGGUGCCAUGGGCCCCGAGGUGCUGCUGGAAGCCGUGCCCCUGGAGAUCGACGGCAAGGAGGAGACGCUGGAUUUCCCCCGCAGCUGGCUCCUGCCAGUGCUGCGGGACUACGUGCAGGGCGCACGGCUCAGCUUCUUCACCAGCUACUUCUUGCCCUUGGCAGCUGCCCUGAAAAGCAGAGCUGUGGAGUUUACCCAGGCUGGGCAGAGCGUGGAGGCAUAUGCCAGGCGGCAGUGGCAGGUCUGGACCCUGCUGCCUGGCUUCUGCACCCACCCCACGGAUGUGCUGGGGGCCUUCAAGGGACUGGCCCGCACCCUGGGCAUGGCCAUCAGCGAGCGCCCGGACCUGCGCCCCACCGUGUGCCAGGCCUUGCGCACCCUCAUCCACAAAGGAUGCGAGACAGAUGUGGAGCGGGCAGAAGUGGGUCGCUUUGCCAAAAAUUUCUUGCCCAUCCUAUUCAACGUGUACAGCCAGCCUGAGGAGGACGGGGGCAGCAGUGCUCAGCGCCGCUCUGUGCUGGACACUGUCCGUGCUUACCUGACCAUCACCGAGCCCCAGAUGGUGUGCGGGUUCCUGCAGAAAGCCAGCGAGAAGCUGACCAGUCCCGAGAGCUCCGAGUUUGCCAGACUCUCCAUCCUGGACCUGGUGGUGGCAAUGGCACCCUACGCUGAUGAGCAGUCCCUGGGCUCCCUGUACUGCACCAUCCAGCCUUCCCUCCAGAGCAAGGAGCACAGCAUGCAGAAGAAGGCGUACCGCGUGCUGGAGGAGGUGUGUGCCGCUCCCCAUGCCCCCUGCCAGGCCUUCAUCCGCUCCCACCUGCAGGAUCUGCAGGCAGCGCUGCUGGACUCGCUCAAGAGUGCGGCAUCCCCAGCCAAAAGGCCCCGGCUGAAGUGCCUGUUCCAUAUCGUGAAGCAGCUCUCCGCAGAGCACGAGCCUUUUGUCACCGCCCUGGUCCCAGAGGUCAUCCUCUGCACCAAGGAGGUGUCAGUGGGUGCCCGCAAGAACGCCUUCAUGCUGCUCGUGGAGAUGGGGCAUGCCUUCAUCCGCUUCGGGCCCACCCCCCAAGAGGCCAUGCAGCGGUUCCUGCUCCUGGUCUACGUGGGGCUCACAGGCUCGGUCACCAUGAUCAGCUGCACGGUGCGGGCGCUGACCCGCCUGUUCUUCGAGUUCAAGGAUCACAUGGAGCUGAGUGUGGUGGAGCAGCUCCUGCAGAACGUCUGCCUGCUGCUGGCCUCCCGCACGCGGGACGUGGUGAAGGCGGCCCUGGGCUUCCUCAAAGUCACACUGCUGCUGGUGGACACCAAGCUGCUGGCCAAGCACGUCCAGGCGAUGCUGGAGGCCGUGGGGAACCUUUCAGAUGACAUGAGACGCCACUUCCGUAUGAAGCUCCGAAACCUCUUCACCAAGUUCAUCCGCAAGUUCGGCUUCGAGCUGGUGAAGGGGCUGCUGCCAGACGAGUACCACAAGGUGCUGGUGAAUAUCCGCAAGGCAGAAGCUCGGAGCCGCAAGCAGCGUGCCCUGAGACAGGCGGCUGCAGAUACGGAUGAAGAGGAGGCACCACCGGCACAGCCCAGGGGAGACAGCAUGGAGGAGAUCCUGGCUGACUCAGAGGAUGAGGAGGAGGAAGAGGAGAAACGGCAGCAGAGCAAGGAGUGGAGGAAGCAAGCACGGCAGAAGGGCCAGGCCUGGCUGAAGGAAGGGGAAGAAGAUGAGCCCCUCAACUUCCUGGACCCCAACGUGUCCCAGCGGGUGCUGG
This is a messenger RNA of Fulmarus glacialis (Northern fulmar), 2107 nucleotides long. It is a transcript of the gene RRP12, whose product is annotated as ribosomal RNA processing 12 homolog (S. cerevisiae). The record is from RefSeq and is a predicted model, not a curated record. Lineage: Eukaryota; Metazoa; Chordata; Aves; Procellariiformes; Procellariidae.